Stylophora pistillata is the source of this 950-nucleotide messenger RNA. Its product is annotated as vesicular glutamate transporter 3. Gene Ontology annotation, cellular component: membrane. Gene Ontology annotation, molecular function: transmembrane transporter activity. Lineage: Eukaryota; Metazoa; Cnidaria; Anthozoa; Scleractinia; Pocilloporidae. The record is from RefSeq and is a predicted model, not a curated record. Gene Ontology annotation, biological process: transmembrane transport; monoatomic anion transport.
GAAUAUUUGGCAUCAUGUGGUAUGUGGCGUGGUUUGUUUUUGCGUUCGAAUCUCCAUCAGUUCAUCCUACCAUAACAUAUGACGAACGUUCCUACAUUGAGCUGACCGCCGUUAAUAUGGAUGAGGUAUCUCAUGGUACCGUUCCUUGGAAAUCGAUAUUGACCUCGGGCCCUGUUUGGGCCAUCAUCAUAGCGGCGUUUGCUUCUGAUUGGGGCUUAUAUGUGUUACUUAUUUGUGUUCCACUUUUUUUGAUGGACAUCUUACACUACGAAGUUGCAGCGGUGCAGUUACCGCUGGGCUGUUUAUUCUAAUAGCAGGCUAUUUCAAUAAUCCUGAUGCUGUCAUUGGUUGCAUGUGCGUUGCCGGAGCAUCCCUUGGAUUGGUGUAUGCGGGCUUCCAAGUUAACAUGUUAGAUAUAGCGCCAAGAAACGCAUCUGUCGUCAUGGGCAUCGUUAACGCAGCCAGUAACACCGCGGGCUUUCUCAGUCCCAUGUUGGUUGGGUUCAUAACUCAUCACAAGACCGCGGGGGAAUGGAGGACAGUUUUCUGGAUAACAUUUCUUAUGUAUGUCAUUGGAUCUAUUGCUUUCAUGGAGCUAAUGACGGCUGACAGACAAAAAUGGGACAAAGUUGAAGGUCUUUCGAGAGAACCCAGUUUAGACGUCGCCAUUACACCAAGAUAGAUUUCUAUUUUAUUACUAUAGAUCUUCUAUACAGCUAAAGAAAGAUAAGAUUUAGAACAUUCCCAUAAAUCGAAACAGGGUUUGAUAUUUUUAUGUAAAUGUUUUUAUAGAUGUGUGUAUUUUUAAAAGCUACGAAAGUAUCCAAACUUCGGCACAAAAAUGAUAGGUUACAGAUUCAAAAUACGGAUCAAUACAAUACGAUACAACACGAUAUUCUUUAUUUAACGAAGGUGACGUAAUUAACCCAAUGAGUUAUCUAACUUACGGC